Molecule: messenger RNA, 484 nt
Organism: Hibiscus syriacus
Lineage: Eukaryota; Viridiplantae; Streptophyta; Magnoliopsida; Malvales; Malvaceae
Exons: 5
Coding region: 1-357 (118 amino acids)
Cellular component (GO): nucleus
Molecular function (GO): RNA binding
Source: RefSeq, a predicted model, not a curated record
AUGUCAAAUCUUCAGUUCAUUAAAGAUUUCGAGGCUAAUUGUGAUCAUUUGUCCUUGCAAAUGUUUUUUUGUUUCCUUUUGAUGCAGAGAUACAUUCAGCAGCAUAAUGAGGUUGAGCUUUCUGCCUUGGGCAUGGCAAUCACUAGUGUCGUCACCAUUGCUGAGGUCUUGAAGAACAAUGGAUUGGCUAUUGAGAAGAAAGUUUCGACAUCAACGGUCAGCAUGAAUGACGAAAACAAAUGGCGUGUUGUCCUAAAAGCCAAGAUCGAAAUCGUGUUGGGGAAGUCGGACAAGUUCGACUUGCUGAUGAAUGCUUCCAAUGCGGCACCGGAGACUGAUACCAAAAACAAGGAAUGACAACUUUAGUGCAGCUAAAUAUUUGAUGUUCAUUGUUGUAGUUCGAUGUUCGAAUUCUCCGUUACGUGUCUCUACCUUGGUUCUUGAUAGUGCUUUCUAGCAGGAGUAUAGGUAGGUAUUGAUCGAA